This is a messenger RNA of Pundamilia nyererei, 2437 nucleotides long. Its product is annotated as T-box transcription factor TBX3-like. The coding region runs from base 263 to 2101 and encodes 612 amino acids. Gene Ontology annotation, cellular component: nucleus; chromatin. The transcript is spliced from 7 exons. Lineage: Eukaryota; Metazoa; Chordata; Actinopteri; Cichliformes; Cichlidae. The record is from RefSeq and is a predicted model, not a curated record. Gene Ontology annotation, molecular function: RNA polymerase II cis-regulatory region sequence-specific DNA binding; DNA-binding transcription factor activity, RNA polymerase II-specific. Gene Ontology annotation, biological process: regulation of transcription by RNA polymerase II; positive regulation of DNA-templated transcription; cell fate specification.
AACAAGCUUGUGCAGUCACAGCGUUCACAGCUGCUCUCUCCCCGUUUGCGAUUUACAAGCGGAUUCUUACCUCUUUCUCAGUAUUUUAAGAGUGGGGAAUUUUGCAUUCCCUCGUAAGACCAAUCAUGCCACACAAUUCCUAAACUUUUAAAAUCGGAGUUGCUGUCUGGAUGUACGCCAUGCGCCUGCAACCUGCGCGGGCUGGCUGGGACUUUUCUGAUCGGAUGCUGUGCUGAGAAAUGCAGUUGGCGCCAUUGUUCCCAUGGCUUAUUAUCCUUUCCAAAUUCGCGGACCAGGUGCCUUGUCCUUGUCAGCCUUCCUUACCAGCGCACAGCCUUCUUUUCCCGCCGCGCCGACUUUUCCGGACGCCGCGUCCUUCUCUAAGUCUCUGUCAGAGCAGGCACCCCCUGACGCGGGGCUGCACGCAGGUCUGGGGUGCCAAAAUGAGGCCGUUCAGCAACGUUCCUUGAAGAGACUUGAGCCAGAAGAAUGGUUGGACGAGGACCCGAAAGUUACGCUGGAAUCAAAGAACUUGUGGAGUGAAUUUCACAAAAUAGGAACUGAAAUGGUUAUCACAAAAUCAGGAAGGAGGAUGUUUCCCCCUUUCAAAGUGCAAGUAGAAGGGCUGAAUGAUACAGCCAAGUACAUCUUGCUGAUGGACAUUGUCGCUGUCGACGACUGUCGCUACAAGUUUCACAACUCCCGCUGGAUGGUGGCUGGAAAAGCUGACCCAGAGAUGCCAAAGCGCAUGUACAUCCACCCCGAUAGUCCGUCUAAAGGAGAACAAUGGAUGAGCAAGCCUGUUGCCUUUCAUAAACUCAAACUCACCAAUAACAUGUCCGAUAAACAUGGGUUUACAAUUUUGAAUUCCAUGCACAAGUACCAACCCAGAUUUCAUAUUGUGAAGGCGAAUGACAUAAUGAAGCUUCCUUAUAGCACCUUCCGGACUUAUGUUUUCCCAGAGACAGAGUUCAUCGCUGUCACUGCUUAUCAAAAUGAAAAGAUUACACAACUAAAAAUUGACAACAAUCCCUUUGCCAAAGGAUUCAGAGAUACAGGAAAUGGGAGACGUGAAAAGAGAAAUAAACAGUUAAACAUUUCUUCACUGAAUGGAAACCAAAGCAAAGCAGACCAGGACUUUGCUGAUUCUGAUGAUUCCUAUGAGCAGCCCAGUACCAGUGAGCCUUUUUAUUCCCCACAACUAACAAGCAGCCCUCUGAUGUCCACAUCAACUUGUCAAGACGAGACCAACGUUGUCAGUGAUUCAGACAUUGAUCCACUAGAUGACUGCAAUGCUGAAGGCAGCUGCUCCAGGAGAGAACACACAUUGGGUUUAAGUCUGAGAAGUGAAGAGAUACUGUGGAACAAGUGUGAUCUCAGAAAGAACAAACAAGAUGCAACAAAAGCAAGAACAUCAAGCAGCGCUUCACGUGAUAGACAUUCUAUAGGUACGGGUUUAGAAGAGCAAAUGAGUGAAAUCAAAGAUGGGGUCGUGCCUAUGAUGUUACAGUCAUGGAGCGCAUCAUCCUUCAGUGCUGGUCAGCAACCCACUUUGGAUUUCUCAAGUGCACACAGCCAAUUCUCUAGUAGGCUUGGGACACCUUUGUCAUUUCAAUCUGGACAGCUAUCAAUGAAGCCAGAGUUUUUUUCCAAUAUGGCUAUGGAGAAUAUGUUUCCCACUUCAUCUGGUAUAAAUGGAUUAAGAAAUGGAAGCCUGUUUUCUGAAAGCAUCACCUCUUCAGCUCCGUUCAAACGUCAACUGUCACAGCAAAUGCUAGCAUCUCAGGGGAUUUCACCAUCACCCUAUGGAGGACUUUUCUCAUAUCCAUACCGCUACAUGGCAGCACCAGGUUCAGUCACACCAGCCCUUUCAUUCUGCACUGCAACCUCGUCGCACUCCAGAAACCAACGUUACAGCAACUCUCGACCAUGGGUGCGAUUCAGCCCUUAUCAGAUUCCCACAUCGAUCACCUCAAGCCAAAAUCUGCUAACAUCCAGACUGCCUGGUAGAUCAUAUUUACAAUCUGAGCGAGAGUCAACUCUGGUGUUUGACAAUAACAGCUAUCUAGUCAUAAGACCUAAUAAACCAAAUCCUCCAUAAUAGACUAUUCUACAAGUGAAGUCACAUAUGACAAUCAUUUAAAAUGUUUUGGCAGAAAGUCUAUAUUUUUGCUUCUCUUUAAAUCGAUCAUAUUAUCAUAAAUUUAAUAAAGACAGACUUGGUGGUCCAAUGACAGUCAGUAUAUUAUACUAGACUUGGAUAUGCAUGUUUAAUUUAAUGAUUCAAAUAAAUAUUGUACUAGAUUCUACUAAAAGGCUACUCAAUGGAAUUCCAGAACUUGUGCUAUGCAAAAGUCAGUGCCCGGGGUGAAAUUCUUUAGAGGAUGAUAUGAUGUAAUGUGCUUUAAACAUAACUAAAAACACAUUUUUACUGCUU